Molecule: messenger RNA, 1959 nt
Organism: Striga hermonthica
Lineage: Eukaryota; Viridiplantae; Streptophyta; Magnoliopsida; Lamiales; Orobanchaceae
Source: the annotation of a GenBank genome assembly
AUGAAUCUGAAAAUCCUAGCCACACUCUUCGAAUCCACAGCUGCAGCUGUCGGCGCCUUCCUUAUGGUGAUGCUCGGCCUAAUCGUCUGCCUCGUCCGUAACAAGUCCAAGCUGGCGACCCGAAGCAGAAGAGUCGCCCGUCGAAACCCACACGAGACCUCUGGCAUCACAAUCCCGAUCUACCCCUACACGGAGAUCGAGAAAGCAACCGACUUCUUCUCCGAGAAAAGGAGGCUCGGGUGCGGGGGCUAUGGCACCGUCUACUCGGGAAGAAUCAACGACGAGUGGGUCGCGGUCAAACGGAUCCAACGGAGGGACCCAUCUUGCACAGAGCAAGUCCUCAACGAGAUUCGUUUGAUCUCGUCCGUGAGCCACCCGAACCUCGUUCGUCUCCUCGGAUGCUCCCUCGACCGGGACGACGAGCACGCCCUCGUCUACGAGUUCAUGUCCAAUGGGACCCUCGCCGAGCACCUCCGGGCCGGGUCAGACCGGGCCCCGCUCCCGUGGCCCGUCCGCCUCACCAUCGCGGCCGAGACGGCCUCCGCCGUGGCUCAUCUCCACGGCGCAGGCCCGAGGCCCAUCUACCACCGGGACAUCAAGUCGAGCAACAUACUCCUCGACGCGCGGUUCGGUUCCAAGGUGGCCGACUUCGGGCUCUCGAGGCCCGGGCCCGGCGAGUUUUCGUCAUCCCACGUGUCGACCACGCCGCAGGGGACACCAGGCUACGUGGACCCGCAGUACCACACGAGCUUCCGGAUGUCGGAUAGGAGCGACGUGUAUAGCUUCGGGGUGGUCCUAGCGGAGAUUAUCACGGGGAUGCAGGCGGUCGACCUCGAUCGACCGAUGGAGGAGGCGAAUUUGGCGACACUAGCGGCCGACAAGAUCGGGAAGGGGCGGUUAGACGUGAUCUUGGACCCGACGCUCAAGGAGGAGAUGUCGGCGGCGGAGGACGGUGGUGCGUGGGCCCGGGAGUCGAUGCGUCGGGUGGCGGAGCUCGCGUUUCGGUGCUUGGCGUGGAACGGGGAGGCAAGGCCACCGAUGGGUGAGGUGGCGAAGGAGCUCGAGGGGAUUAGGGUAAGUAGGUGGAUCGCUUCCCAUGCAAUCCCCACACCAACGGCCCGUCUCUCGUUGUCUUCGGAUACAAGCGAGCGACCGUUGAACUCGACGGCGGGAGACGAGGAUGGUGGAGCGGAUUUUCCUCCGCCCACCCGCUAUUCACCUCCUCGACUUCACACUGUCAGCAAUCGUUAUGGAAAUCAUACUGGCAUGGUUAGACAGCUGCCCAGAUUCAAAACUGAGCUGAAAUCUCUUGCCCCAUUUGCUAGAAAUGGAGUUGCUUUACGUGUGGGUUCGCAUAAGAAACUCGGUUUUCGGGUUGAUGCGAGUAAAUGGCCGGAGCCAUUUAAGGGAAAACCGGGAUAUGUUUCCUUUGGUGGCCUGAGCCACCGGUCGAUUGAGGAAAGCAGAUUGGUGUCGGCACCUUUCAAAGAAGAGAAUGGCUCAUUUCUGUGGGUUUUGGCCCCUGCUGUCUUAAUCUCAGCCUUAAUUGUUCCUCAGUUUUUCAUGUUCACUGCUAUUGAGAAUGCUUUCAGGAAUGAGGUUUUUGCAGAAAUCCUCUCAAUUUUUUCAUGUGAGGCAAUGUUUUAUGCUGGAGUUGCUGUGUUUCUGUUCAUUACCGAGCGUGUCCAAAAACCUUAUCUUGAGUUCAGCCCAAGGAGAUGGAAUCUUAUCACGGGCCUUAGAGGAUAUUUGAUAUCCUCUGUCUUCAUAAUGGGCCUCAAGGUUUUCGCCCCGAUAUUGGCUGUUUAUGUCACCUGGCCCGUGCUCGGGUUCCCUGCACUUGUUUCAGUUGCUCCUUUCUUGACCAGCUGUUUAGCUCAAUAUUUAUUCGAGAAACAUCUCAAGAGGAACGGGUCAUCCUGUUGGCCCAUUUUGCCGAUUGUCUUUGAGAAUGCUUAG